Cajanus cajan (pigeon pea) is the source of this 2126-nucleotide messenger RNA. RefSeq names its product receptor homology region, transmembrane domain- and RING domain-containing protein 2. The record is from RefSeq and is a predicted model, not a curated record. NCBI's taxonomy places the organism in Eukaryota, Viridiplantae, Streptophyta, Magnoliopsida, Fabales, Fabaceae.
GACAUUCUGAUAUCGAUUUAUUUAUUUUUGGUAUAUAUUGAUUUGUUCUUUAUUUUAUCUUCUGAUAUUAUAUUUCUUAUUUUGCUGUCAAAACAUUAUUAGCGAUCAAUUUGAAACAGAGCAGAGAGAAUCACAGAAUAGAAGAACAGAAGAUUCAUUUUUUUUCUUUUUGAGAUGGAAGCUGAUGUUUCUAUCAUUUUUGCUGCGUUUUCAAAACCCUAAGUUUCAGAAAUCCCAAUUUCUCCUUUCCUCUUUCUGCUUUGGAUGAUUUUUAACCGAAUAUUUGUGCUUUUGUGCUUUCCGAAUCUUUUGCUUUGAUGGGUACCUCGAAUCUUCUCUUGUUCUUCUCUUUGUUGAGUCUGUGUGCUAUGGCGGCUUCCAAGGUGGUGCUGAUUGGGAGUAAUAUCACUCUCUCCUUCGAUGAUAUUGAAGCUAAUUUUGCCCCAACAAUCAAAGGUUCUGGAGAAUAUGGGGUCUUGUAUUUAGCAGAGCCGCUUGAUGCGUGUACAGAACUGACAAAUAAAGUUGAACAACUACCCAAUACGAGUUCACCUUUUGCUUUGGUUGUUAGAGGGGGAUGUAGCUUUGAGGAAAAAGUCAGAAGGGCACAAAUGGCUGGCUUCAAAGCUGUAAUUGUCUAUGACAAUGAAGAUGGCGGUGUCUUGGUUGCAAUGGCAGGAAAUUCUGCUGGUAUAAGAAUACAUGCUGUAUUUGUAUCAAAAGCUUCGGGUGAAAUACUAAAGAAAUAUGCUGGGUUGACUAAUGUGGAAAUAUGGCUCAUUCCAACUUUUGAAAACUCAGCAUGGUCUAUCAUGGCAAUUUCAUUUAUUUCCCUGCUAGCUAUGUCUGCGGUGCUGGCAACUUGUUUCUUUGUCCGCCGGCAUCGCAUAAGAAGAGAAAGGCCUCGAGCUUCUCUUGUUCGUGAAUUUCAUGGUAUGAGUAGUCGUCUAGUGAAAGCAAUGCCAAGUUUGAUAUUUACUGCUGUUUUGGAAGAUAACUGUACAUCAAGAACAUGUGCUAUAUGCCUUGAAGACUAUUGUGUCGGUGAGAAGCUCAGGAUUCUGCCCUGCUGUCACAAGUUUCAUGCUGCCUGUGUGGAUUCUUGGCUUACUUCAUGGAGAACCUUUUGUCCAGUUUGCAAGCGUGAUGCAAGAACUGGCUUAACUGAUCCACCACCUUCAGAAUCCACUCCCUUGCUCUCAUCAAGCCCAGCAUCUAUGGCAUCCUCUCUUGCAUCUUCUGUGAGAUCGUCACUGGCUUCAUCUUCAGCAAUACAAAUUGUCCGGACAGCUUCACAGACCCCAUCUGUUUCCCGAAACCACUCCAUAUCUAGUACACCUUAUGUUCAGCCAUCUCUCAGGUCCUCCUACCAUCAAUCCCCCUCCCUAAGCAUCAGCCGAAGCUCUGUAGAUCUUAGGAAUGCAUCCCAAAGAUCGCUAGCUUCUCACUUGAAUUCACCACGUUCCACGGGAUAUCCAUCUUUGUCUUCUCUUAACUCGAGGUACAUGUCUCCACAUAUUCCAAGUCCAAGCAAUGCUUCAGUAAGUUAUCUCGGUUCAUCCAGUCAUCAACAGCAUCCUCUCCGAUAUAGUGAGUCAGCUGCAAGCUUCUCACCAUUUGCAUCAACACACUCCCUUCCGGAAUGUUAAAUUGUUCAAAUUGAUUAUAUCAUAUGAUUGAGAUGUCCAUGCAGUUGAAGCAAUGAUUGCCCAGUCUUGAACUAAAAUGUGGCCAUGUGAUGUGAUGACUGGUAACGAGUCCUGUGCAAUGCUUUGGCGUUCCCUAUCUCUAUCUCCUUUGGCACCUGGUGUACUUUGUAGCAUCUCUGUGAUGUUAGUUUCAUUUUCAUGUGCUGGUUGAGGUUCUUGCAUUUUUAGGUUGGCGAGCUUGCGUACAGAAUUUGCGUGUAUUGUUUUUACUUUGAAUAUUGAUGUUUUCAUGGCCUUGAUUUCAAAGUCAACUGCUAACAAAAGAAUGUUGGGCUGUACAGACAGAUUGAAGUUAGAAAAGUUGUUUAUGUUCUGUCCAACUAAGUUAUGAGAUCAUGUGAUACUCUAGUGUUACCUGUACUCGAGCAUCUAAUUUGAACAGUGAGUAUCAAUAAUACAUGUAAAAUUUUCAGAGGA